ACCAAUUCGGAAAGAGCGCGUCUCUUUCAGGAAACGCGUCCUCGUCAAAAAAUUUGAGCUUUGUCUCGUCUUAAGAACGACCAAUACCACUAAUGACUGCCGUCGCUGUUUGGAGCAUUGUGUUGACGCCAGGCCGAAAGGAGACAAUCGUCCCUCAGGCAGACCUGCAAAUCAAAAACGCCGCUCUCGCAGAAAAAUUAUCUGAUGAGUCUGGCAGAACGACCGUCAAGUUAACUUACAUAAAUCCUGCAAAAAUUGAUGACGAAGAGGAGGAUCAAGUCGACCAAAAGUCUCUAGAAGAUGAGAUAACCACUGUUCUCUGUUCGCUAACCGCUGGCAAGAUUGAGCAGUCAGCAUGCGACCUCAUCCUUGAGAGCGAUGAGGAGUAUACCUUUGAGCUCAUCGGAAAAAACACCGUCUACCUCUAUGGAAAUUACAUUGACCAGAAUGCCAACCAACCACCUUACGAUUCUGACAUGGAGUCUGACAUGGGUGACGAGGAGGCCUACAACCUGGAUGAUGUCAGCUCGGACGUCGAGGUGCAUCCUGAUGAACUUGAAGGUCUCGAGGACGAUGUCGAGCGCUUCGAGGAAUUGUCAGACCUUGCUGAGGAUGAACCAAAGGCAGAAGAGCACAAGCCAUCGAAACGUCCUCAUGAUGACGCCAUGGACACCGACGAGCAACCUGCCGAGAAGGUCUCCAAAAAAAAGAAGGCGAAGAAGCAGAAGGGUGAAGACGGUAAGGCAAUCCCUGUUGUCGUUGAGGAAAAGGCAGCCGAGCCCAAGGGCGAGAAGGAAGAAGAGAAGAAAGCCGACAAAAAGGAGAAGAAAAAGCCAAAGACUGCUGAGGGGAAGAAGGGUGGCUCUUACAAAGAGCUCGCUGGUGGGGUCAAGAUUCGAGAUGUGAAAACUGGUGAUGGCAAGACUGCUAAGAAUGGCGCCAAGGUUUCCAUGCGUUACAUCGGAAAAUUACAGGAUGGCAAGAUCUUUGAUCAGAAUGUCAAGGGCAAACCCUUCACUUUCAAACUUGGAGGAGGUGAUGUAAUCAAAGGUUGGGACGUCGGAGUCGCCGGCAUGCAAAUUGGUGCAGAACGUGAGAUUAUUGUGCCACCAGCAAUGGGGUAUGGUGCGCGGAAGAUGUCUGAUAUCCCUGCCAACUCAACUCUGAUAUUUGAGGUGAAAUGUCUGGAGAUCAAGUAAGACGGUGUCGUACAUUCUAGUAUGCGGUAGUAUACUUGUGGUUCGUGUGGUAUAUCUGUCAACCGCGGUCAUGACUUGCACUGCUUUGCGAUCCGCUGAUCCGGACACGAACUCAUGAUUUUGCAGCACAACGGUGUUUGUCUGCCCAAGACCAACGCCAAUUGGGAAAAAUGACUUAGAACUCCACCCGCCACCCUAAGCCCAUGGUGCCUACAAAUGGGUUUGUAGGAUGGAGAUAAAGAG
Messenger RNA from Suillus subalutaceus, 1442 nucleotides. RefSeq lists its product as uncharacterized. NCBI's taxonomy places the organism in Eukaryota, Fungi, Basidiomycota, Agaricomycetes, Boletales, Suillaceae. Gene Ontology annotation, molecular function: macrolide binding; peptidyl-prolyl cis-trans isomerase activity. The coding region runs from base 93 to 1199 and encodes 368 amino acids. The record is from RefSeq and is a predicted model, not a curated record. Gene Ontology annotation, cellular component: nucleolus; chromatin. The transcript has 9 exons.